GGUACAUUCUAGGGUAGGCAACAUUUCUCAGUAGGCUGCCGUAAGAGGAGGGUGAAGAAGGAGAGGAAGUCCCAUUCGUCCUGUUGUCCACACUCCAGGACUUGUUGAUUGGAUCCUCCUCUAGCCUCUAGAGCUAGCUCAAUUCCGCAUCCAUGGCUGGGCGUCUGAUCCUAAGCAGAUCCUUGGCUUUGGUCAUGGCGAGAAAACUGCCUAUGUGCCGUUGGGUUUCCCCUCGCACUGGGGUCCUACAGGCUGCCCACAAGAUCCCUGGCACUCCAGCACUAAACCUGAUCAAGCCCUUGUAUACUACCCGCAUUCACAAGAUUACAUUUGAAAUCCAGGAUGGGCCAGAUUUUCAGGACAGGGUUCUCAACAGCAACACUCCAGUGGUGGUGGAUUUCCAUGCCCAGUGGUGCGGCCCCUGUAAGAUCCUGGGACCUCGUCUGGAGAAGAUGGUGGCCAGACAGAAGGGCAAGGUAGUGAUGGCUAAGGUUGACAUCGAUGACAACACCGACCUCGCCAUUGCCUUUGAGGUAUCUGUAGUGCCAACUGUUUUGGCCAUCAAGAAUGGCGAUGUGGUAGACAAGUUUGAAGGGAUCAAGGAUGAAGAUCAGCUUGAAUGCUUCCUGAAGAAGCUGAUCUACUGCUAAGCAGGUCUGACAGAAUACUAAACAAUCCCACCUCUUGCGAUGAAGAACAAACCCUAAGGCUCCAGACGAAAAUUUCCUAGUAACAACCAUGACUAGCUCCAAAAGACACCUCCUUCCGUUCUUUCUUUCCAACUACAAGGACAAUAACAUCAAGAGCUAGAAGAAAGAGAAGAAUUCUACAAAGUCCUGUAAGUUAGAAGAGCCUUAAAGCACCAUCUUACUCUAACAUCGACUGGUCCUUUGUUUUUUAUCAGCAAGAGGCUUAACGUGGAUUCACAGAACCAUUAGGGUAAUGCGUUAUUUUGAAAAAAAUAAUAAAAUGUCAGUUUAAACGAA
This is a messenger RNA of Monodelphis domestica (gray short-tailed opossum), 986 nucleotides long. The record is from RefSeq and is a predicted model, not a curated record. NCBI's taxonomy places the organism in Eukaryota, Metazoa, Chordata, Mammalia, Didelphimorphia, Didelphidae.